GAAUAAAAUAUCUAAAAAAUACAUGCUUUAUUAUUACACCAUAACAUACAUGUUCACAUGUGUAUAACAGAUAUCAAAAUAUUGCAACAAAACUACAGGAAGAGGCUCAGAUCUCGUAUCACAACAGUAGAGCCUAUGGGAACACUGCAAAUUCAUUUCAAUAAAAUCACGGUGACAUCAACAGGAAACCAGAAUAAAAUACACCUGAUAUUUGUUCAUAUCAACUGAAUGACUCGAUUGUCAAAAAGUUAUGAUCAGUGAAACAGUCAAAGGUAAUAAAAAAUAUAAAUAUGGUAAAAUGUGCAUUGCAUACAUCAUCUUAAACCUUUAUAACAAUUUAUAACAAUAGAUAAUGUUAUAUACAGCUAGUCAGAUAACAAUAGGUUCAAUAUCUAACAAUCACUGCUUGUCAACUAGUUUGGAACAGUGUAUCUCAUAAGGCAGGAAGCGAAGAGAGUGCCUCUUGGCCUAAGAGAUCUGUGGACAGAUUCUUAACCACAAUUUCCCCAGUCAAUGGCCUUUACACUCAUUUCAAAGCAUCCAAAGUCAGGAACCACACCUUAACACAGCAAACAAACACUCAUAAAUUGAAUCCCUUGAAUGGUAACCAAAUGGUUGCAAUUAACAAGGCAUUCUUUAGGUAGAAACUCUAAAAUUAAUUCGGAUAUUACUGUAAACAAUAAAUAUGAAAACAAAGCAAAAUACUAGCUCAACUUUUAGAAAAGUGGCCCAGCACCUUUCAAAAAAUAAAAGGAAUCAAAAAUACUUGUAUCAUGCUUACAAACAAAAGUAAAGACAAUCAGAAUACACAGAAUGCAAAAUGAUAAAUUAUCUGAAUAACAUAGAAGUCAAGUUUAGAGCUCCUUGUUUUAAUGCUAUGCAUUCUAAAACUAAAAUUUGCCCACAAACUAGUAAACUCAUUCUUUAUGCUCAUCCUACUCGUACUUGUAGAUAACAAACUUAUUGCUCUCUUAUAUACGAAACUAAUUUUGUGAAUAAAACUACACUAUUAAUUGAGCUACUGUGUACCAAAUAAGAUUUCUUUCUACAAGAUCAAAGAAUUGAAUCUACAAAAAAAUGAGUACCUCCAAUUCUUUUCUAUAGUUCUUUUUAUGACUACAUGUAACAAUAUUUACACUGAAAUUUACAUCUAAGAAUAUUGCUUUGGUAAGGGCUAAUACACUUUCUAUGUAUUAAUGUAAUGUAAGUUUUAAGAAAUUGACAGUUGUGGAUUAUUGGCAGAGCUUGGUUAAAAAUUUUAAAACGGCAUAAUUUUAGCACUGGAAGCAACAUACCACAGAUAUUUUGUUUAUUAUUUGGCACAAGAGAUUGAAGCAACUGUUUAAAAUUCAUAUUCAUUCUCAUCAAACAUAUUAAAUUCAAUGCAAUUCAAUCCAGCCUUGGUAAAUUAGUAAGAGAACAGCAGGUACAAAAUAUAAGUUGAUAAAUGAACAUGUCUGGUGAAAUAUUCAAUAAGUGACAAUAACUUUAACUUUUCCUUAAAAUAAAGUGUGCUCUGCACAUAUUGUUGCUUCAAUAUCAAACUGGUAGUUUGUGCAGAGGAGAAUCUGAAUUAUGCUGCCUCCAUUGGCUGCACAACCUCAGAGAGAUUAGUAUGCAUAAAAGUAAUGUAAAUGAGGACUUAAAAUCAGUCUCAAGAAUACCAAACAGUUUAUAUAUAUAUACAUCUGUAUGGCAUACAUAUACAAAAGUUCUAUUAAUCUACACAAUUUUCUAAUAGUAUUGUUCAAAUCCUCCGUUGAAACAAAGAAAUAACUAUUAUUUCUUCAGUAUAUUGACAAGUUUUUGAACACUAAUGGAGCACAAUAGAAAAAUCCAUGCACCCUUAAAAGCAACAGAUUUAAAUCUCAUGCUCGCAUUGUGUCCACAUUGUUUUCAGAUACAACAUGUGUGGAAGCUUCUGACCCACUCCAUGUUGCCAUUUCACACUGGGUAACGCUGACUGUAUCAGAAGCGUCUUCAGAAUAGGAAGACCAAGGUUCUGUGUCUGAAGACAAAUUGCCAAGCUGCCUCCGUGGCCGUAACCUCCGAGCUGUUUGUCUGGUUCGGAAGGAAGAGCUACGUGACGCAGCAGGCAAUGUGCCUCCAUGGUGAGGCCUCAUAAGAGGACGAGACUCCUCUUCUUCUGACGUGCUGAAUGCACGUCCACGCACAGGAGCAGGAGGUUCCCUAACAUAACCCAGAGGCACUGCAUAUGGUGAAUUAGAGAGCAAUUCCUUGGGAGGCAUGGCAGGAAUAGGUGGGGGACAAUGGGCAACGCCAGCAUUAUCAUUACUAUACAAUACAGGAGAAACACUGUACGGUGAAACAUGAGUACAUUCUUUCACAGGAGUUGCCUGCAUGGCAUAAUCACAGUUUUCCACAUUCUGUAAUUCAUCACUGCUGUACAUCUGACCUGGUGCCAUAUGUUCCUGCAUUAAAUACCCUGUGCUGGAUGUUGUCAUAUUGUAGGACACUUCUUGCUCCUGAACAUUUUUGCGAUGGUUUUUGAAAGCACAUACAGUAAGGAUGGAGCAAAUUAUCACUAGCACAAGAGGACAAACUCCACUCAAUAUGUACACUAAUAAAAGGAAGGUGUCCUCUUUUUCAAUCACUGUCUCUAGAGCACAUGAUGUUUGAUUACAAGUCAACUGCACAAGAGCACUAGCCACAGAACUGUUAGAUAAGACUUCAUCUGAACCCUCUGGUGUACAAGAUCCCCACAGCUGAAUACCACGAUACAUAGCCCAUUCCCACAAUGUCUUCAAUUCACAGCUGCAGCUCAUGGGAUUUCCGUACACCCGAAGGUAUUUUAAACUUGGCAAAUCACACACGAGACGCAUGUGGAAUGUCCUGAGGUGGUUGUUAGAUAUGUACAAAUGGCUCAGAGAUUCUAAUGAUGCUAAAGCUUCUCUAGUGAUGUUUUCCAUGGAAUUAUUAUCCAGAUAUAAUAAUCUUAGAUUGGCAGUAGAUCCAAAUACAUCAUUUUCUAUUGCUUCAAUACUAUUAUUCUGAAGGUAUAAUUCAGUUAAAUUACCUAAAGAAUGAAAGAGAUUUUCAUGAAGAGAAGUUAACUGAUUGAAAUUUAAAUACAAUACUUCUAAAUAUAUUUGAUGAUGAAAAAUAAAACUUUCUAAUUCUUUUAAUUUAUUUUGAGAAAUAUCAAGCACUUGUAGGAAUUCAGAGUACAUAAAUAAAUCUUGUGGUAUAUAACUCAAAUUAUUGUUAGACAUGUACAAAUAUUUUAAGUUUUGCAAAAACAUAAAUAAAUCAGCAUCUAGUUGAGUCAAAGAAUUAUACGAAAGUCGUAAUUCUUCUAAGGCAGAAAGAGCAACAAAAGUUUCUUUCGGUAAACGUGAAAUAUUACAAUGAGACAUAUCUAACAUUUGCAAUGAUGUACUCUUCAAAAACGGUCCCCGAUUUGGGAAUCUCAGAGGAUUGAAACUUAAUCCAAGCACUUCCAAACGCUUAUUAUCAGAAAACACAUCGGUAUCAAAAGUUGUAAUUCUAUUUCUAUCUAAAUAUAGGAAUCUCAGAUGUUUCAGUUCUUGAAAUGCCAUCCUGUGAAUAAAGUUUAUCCUGUUUCUCUGCAGGUACAUCACAUUCAGAUAAGGCAGAUGUGUAAUGAGAAAAGUGUUGUUAUCUAACUUCAGGAUGCUGUUGUUUGUCAUGUGUAAGAUGCGGACUUCCGGAUUGAGACCAAGCGGAAAACUGCGCCAUGAUCCAGAAGAACAGUUUGCCUUGAGAGGGUGAGCACAUCGGCAGCUCUCAGGGCAACUGAGGACUGGGGGUGCCAAAUCCACUUGAGAUGAAGAUUCCAGAAGCAUCAGCAACAGCACCAGCAGCACUGAGUGCUGUGCGCGACUAGCCAUACUCUCAACCUGUCAACUACUACUUUUCAAUGCCACUACAUUUAACAAUGUAUACAUCUGAAAAACACAAUGUAUAAUUCUUGUACAGCACUGAGUUUCUAUAAAGCUAGACUAGCUUCUUUCAGUCACACGAGCCAUCUUCCCAGCCUGUUUUCCAACGCUCAUCAACUUUUGAACAAUCAAAUUCCUUCUUCCCUAACCGACGGUUAAUAUUAUUAUGAACUCUGCACAACCAUUGGGACAAUUCUUUUUGCGAAUCAGUUUUAGGUGGUGAUUCCUUCAACUGGUUUUUUAAGUCUUCAGCACAAUAAUUGCAAGGAUAGAAAUUAGAGAAAAUAGAAAAAAACUGUUUCAUUUCUGCUUUCUGCUCAGUUGAUGGUUUCUCUGGAUAGUAGGCUGCCAUCGUAUGCAGAAAGUGCCAUGUGUGAUUGCCCAGUUGAUCCUUUGACAGAGGGCAUGGUUUGUCUUCUACUUCUACUUUCUUCUCGUUACUAACUGAAUAUUGAAAUAUGAUGAAACGGUGCAGAAUGUGACGAUACUGGAAGUUGACUCAGAAGCGCGGAGAAGAAAUGCAAUUCACUGAAUAGACACAAACUCAAACCUCUUUCUUCUUUCCAAGAACAAACGUACACUGAAACUUCACUUCACAGUCAUCUUUGUUGUCAACUAAUAAACUCUAAUUAAAGAACUUCAAGAAUAAAAGAGCCCUAAAAUCAACUAAAACCGCCAUGUUUGCGACUAAUUUAAAGUGUUUAUUUUGCAUCGUAAAGGAAUGGCGACUGUUUUCGUAAUGGCUGUUGGUCGGGUUGACAUUGACAGGUGGCAAGUUUUCGAGUGCUUGGGACCAUACACCAAAAAAGAAGUGUGAAUAAUUGUAAUCGUCCGAUGGUUCCUAAUUUACGACUAUUUUGUCGUGAGUGACGCUUUGUAAUUAACUCGCUUAGAAAAAUGGCUGAAUUUUUAGCCGAUAAUAAUCCUUGUGGCCAGUAUAUUCUGAGGCUGGUCUCCAGAGGAAAUGCAAUUAUUGCCGAAUUAUUACGUCUGAAGCACUAUAUACCCCCAGUUUUCAGACUUGAGACUAAACAGGAUCAACAAAAAUAUGGAGAAAUUAUUUCUGACUUUAGUUAUUUCAAAAUGUCAGACGAUUUCGAUCAGAAAAUUGAUAAAAAUCCACAAUUACAAGACCUGGAUGAAGAAUUCAGAGAAAACUACUCGGAAAUCUUGACAAGAUUUUACUUGACAUUUGAAAGCAUUCAUAAAUAUGUGAGUGACUUAAACAAAUAUUUAGAUGAUCUGGAAGAAGGUAUAUAUAUCCAACAGACAUUGGAAAGUGUUCUUCUUACAGAAGAAGGAAAGCAAACAUUGUGUGAAGCCCUCUAUCUUUAUGGAGUGAUGCUGUUACUAGUAGAUCUCCACAUGGAAGGGACUGUCAGAGAGCGAAUGUUGGUAUCAUACUAUAGGUACAGUGCCCAGCAGUCACAUGCGGAAAGUAAUAUUGAUGAUGUAUGUAAGCUGCUAAGAUCAACAGGCUUCAUAAAUUGUCUUGGGUCAAAGAGAACUCCCAAUUAUCCAGAAGAUUAUUUCAAGAGAAUACCAGUAAAUACUACGUAUGUGAACAUGGUUCUUGGUCGUCUUCGUUCCGAUGAUGUAUACAACCAGAUUGCAGCAUAUCCCCACCCAGAACACAGAAGCACUGCUUUGGCCACACAAGCUGGCAUGCUUUAUGUGUGCCUGUUCUUUGCCCCUAAUAUUCUGCACAACCAGACAGCAAAGAUGAGAGAAAUUGUGGACAAAUUUUUUCCUGAUAAUUGGGUUAUCAGCAUAUACAUGGGUAUUACUGUCAAUCUAAUAGAUUCAUGGGAGCCUUACAAAGCAGCUAAAAACGCUCUCAGCAAUACAUUAGAUGCAGCUAAUGUAAAAGAGCAUGCAACACGGUAUUCCACCAGACUUCAAAAACUCAUUCCACAAACAAGACAACUGCUCAAGGAAGGGGCAUUAGUUGAAGAUAAUGUUUUAGAUCAUGUCAAUAAAGUGAUUUACAUAAUUAGAGAAUGUAACGUAACUCUUCGAUGGCUGAUGCUCCAUACUGCUGUGUUAAGUAUUACUUCUGCUGGAAAUAAGAGAUGUAAACAAAUUCGAGACCAAGUGAUUUCUGAUACAAAAUACAAAGCUUCAGAAGUUUUUGAACUUUUGUUAAAUACUGCUGAAUUUGAAUUAAAAAUAAAAGAUCUUUUUAAACAUCUUCUCAUGGAAAAACAAAAGAAGUGGGAAGCUUGUAAAAAAGAGUGUGUGGAAAGAAUGAUUGAAUUAUCCGAAGUCUUUUCUGGAUCAAAGCCUCUAACAAGAGUAGAAAAAAUAGAUAAUUUGAAAUCAUGGUUCUCUGAUUUAGCAAAAGAAAUAGAGACCCUAAAUCAUGAACAAAUUACAGCUGCAGGACGAAAAAUUGUGCAGAUGAUCCAAGCUUUAGAAGAAGUGCAAGAAUAUCAUCAGCUGGACAGCAAUCUCCAGGUUCGACAGUUCCUGGCUGAUACACGCCGCUAUUUGCACCAAAUGAAUCGUACUGUAAGCAUUAAAGAAGAAGUUCUUAUAACUCUGCAAAUUGUUGGGGACCUGAGUUAUGCAUGGGAACUUGUAGACACAUAUACAAGUAUAAUGCAAGAUGGGAUUAAACAGGAUCCAUCCCUUGUCAUUAAAUUAAGAGCAACGUUUCUCAAGCUGUCAUCAGCUCUUGAAAUUCCUCUUCUUCGAAUCAACCAGGCACGAAGUCAAGACUUAGUGUCAGUUUCACAAUAUUAUUCAGGGGAACUAGUAGCUUAUGUGCGCAAAGUUUUACAUAUAAUUCCAGAAACAAUGUUUGGAUUAUUGGCUCGAAUCAUCCACCUGCAGACAUCUGUUCUCAAAGAGCUUCCGACCAGGUUGGAAAAAGAUAGAUUAAGGGAGUUAGCUCAACUGGAGGAAAGACAUGAGGUGGCUCGCCUCACCCAUGCUAUAUCCAUUCUUACAGAAGGAAUUCUUAUGAUGAAAAGUACACUUGUUGGAAUUAUUAGGAUAGAUCCCAAGCAGCUCCUUGAAGAUGGAAUUAGAAAAGAAUUAGUUAAGCAUAUAGCCACUGCACUUCAUCAGGGACUUACUUUUAAUCCAAAAGCAAAGACAAGUGAACUGCACACAAAAUUGGAAGCAUUAGGGAAAAUAAUGGAUGGUCAUCGUCGCUCCUUUGAAUACAUUCAAGAUUAUGUUAAUAUAUAUGGUUUGAAAAUCUGGCAAGAAGAAGUUUCUCGUAUUAUAAGCUAUAAUGUUGAACAGGAAUGUAACAGUUUUUUGCGCAAUAAAGUGCAGGAUUGGCAGAGUUUGUAUCAAAGUCAAAGUAUACCAAUUCCAAGGUUUCCCCCUGUUGAUGGCCAAUCAGUUAAUUUUAUUGGCCGUUUGGCAAGGGAGCUGCUACGAAUCACUGAUCCAAAAACCACAGUUUAUAUUGAACAAAUGACAGCAUGGUAUGAUGCAAAAACUCAUAGCGAGGUGAUCAAUCUGAAAUUCUUUUCAAAAGUGUCUAAGUCAGUUGGAACUGCUGGAUUGACUGGUCUUGACCGUCUUUUGUGCUUCAUGAUUGUAACAGAGCUUCAGAAUUUUCUUGGUGCUUUACAAAAGGGUGUCCUUAAGGAUAAACAGUGGGUUGAAAUGUUUUCUUCUGUCUCAAAAGGCAUGACACCCCUCAGUGGUACUGUUAGUAAUCCUAAAAAUUUUUAUUCUCAGUUUAUUUCAAGAGCUCAGAAAGUAUGGCCACAAAUAUUGGAGUGGAUAUUAAAAAUUGGUCAACUGCAGUUGUUGAGAAAGCAUAUUGCUUAUGAGCUCAAUAUAUCCUGCAAGUUUAAUUCUAAAUAUCUUGCCAGUGCACUACAAACUAUGAAUGAUGCUGUCCUGGCUGAUAUUGAAGCACAUUAUAAGGAUCCAACUAAACCAUAUCCUAAAGAAGAGAGUCCUCUUUUGUUUGAUCUGGCCAACUAUUUGGAUUGGGCAGGAAUUAGCAAUCCAUAUGCAAAAAUUUAUAUUACUACUAAGAAUUUGCAGUAUUUUCCUCUGCUUACAUUUUUAUUUGUGAUUUCACAACUUCCAAAACUGCAAUACAUGAAGCAAUUGGGAACUUUGCUAAGUCGGAAAUCUCAAGAACCUUUAGAUGGUGUACCGUUUGUGGUUGGUGUUCAGACUGUCUUUCGACAGUUUCAUCCUGAAAUAAGAAAUACAUUUUUAUUGUACUUGUCUCAGUAUGUAAAGUCAUAUGUAGAAAUUAGUACUUGUAAUAAGCCAACAGACUUGCCAGGAGAAGUUGUAAAUACUCUUCACUUCAUGGAAAAUUUUGUUCAUCAUUCAGGUCUUCCUCGGAAAAUACUAGCAAACCAUAUUCCAGAUUUGAUAUUGGAUGAAUAUGCAUCUGUUAACUCCUGAAAGCGUGCUAAUAGAUCUGUUGUUUUGCAGUGCGCGUAUACAGCGUCUGUUACACGGCAGAACUUGGUGUGAAUUGAUUAUGUUUUUCCAUGUGAACAUUUGGAAACGUAUAAUAAAAUAUGCUAUGUUCAAGAAUAGCAAUCUUAAAUGUAUUCAUUAAAAUGGUGCUUUCAGAGAUAUAUUUGCCAAAAUAGUUAGCUGUGAUUGAUUAGUCACUUGUAAAUAAAAUAUUUCUUACAUUCCAUUAUGUGGAAAAUUGUCUAGCCUUAGUUACUCAAGAAUGAUUGGGAAGACCUCUUUUUGAUGCUUUGAUCAUAAGAUAUUGACUCCAUAAGUACAUACCUUAAUACCAAAGGAUAAAUAUAAAUUAUCCUACAUUCGUACUGGAAAUAAAAUUUCACAGCAGAGGCAGCCAAGACUGAUAACAAAUUUGAAUAAUACAUAAAUAAAUUUCAAUUUUCUGUCAAAAUUAUAUUUCUGAAUGGUAUAGUUAAAGUGUGCUUUCAUAAGCAAACAGAAAGAUUAUAAAGAUGUCAUACUGUAAUAUAUUCUGUUAUGAAUACUUGUGCAAAAAUUGAUAUGUAAUGUUGUCUUGUACUUUAAUAUUAUACUAUUUGAUUAAUAUGUGUGAUUUUACCUUCUUACAUAGUUUUAUUUUAUCCAUUUUCUAUUGGUGAGUGUAUGUUUUGGAGUUUUUGAAUUAUUCAUUAAUCCCUAACUACUUUGGUACACAUUUGUAUUGACUUUGAUUUAUUAUAACAAGGAUCAUACAUUGCAUGUAAUAUGAAAGGUAGCAUUCCUGAGGAGUUCAUCUCAUUUAGUAUUCAUACGUUUCUCCCUGUGUUUAUUUCUUUGGGGAGAAAAAACAACUAACUUAACUUCUUCCAAUUAAUGUUAUUAGUUCCUUGUUUUAAUAAUCAGUAAAAUUGUGCAACAAAAGUUUCAUUUUUGCUUCGAUCCUGAACUGGUUAUCCAACGAUCUUACUUUCUGGAUUGGUUACAUUUUCAUGCUUAUUUAAUGAUCAAUGGAUGUCAGUUCUCAUUAGGGAUUAUUUUAUAUAUCUGGCAGAAACAAAAGUCAAUUUGCAUAAUGUUGAAAAUACUCUUAAGUAAUUUAUAAAUUUUCUAUGAAUCUAUUUUUUUAAGACAAUGGAUUGUUGGACUCGAAAGCCCACUUUCUUCCAUUGUAACAAGAGAUCAUGAAUUAACAGUGGACUAAUAAGUUAGCAUUUGGCUUAGAAUUACUUUGUCACUCGAAAGAUUUUGGUCAAAGUUUCUUUUCUCUGUUCUGCAUUUGACCUUGAUAGUGUAAUCCAAACCCAGGGAAGUGUAGCACUCAAGAGUAUUCAUUGAUGCAAAGUGUAGUUAGGUGGCUGGGAAAGCCAGUUUGUUGUUGUGUGCUAUGGAGUGCCAACUGUAGGUACAUCAUGGUCUCUGGUUCAUAGUAGCAUAGAAUUGAAAAAUACUUCAAACAACAGGUUUUGUAAAAUAAUUCAUUGAAGCUAUUGUUUGUAAGAAACUUGUGAAUAGGAUGCCAAAAGUCAUCAAAAACGUUAUUGUGGCAAAGGGUGGCUUUUUGUAUGAAGAGUUUUUUUAAGUUAAAAUGUUUCGAAGUAUUGUGUAUGUUUAUAUUAUACAUAAUAUUUAUGCAUAAGAUAUAUGGAUAGUCAAUGACCACAGUGUAUAAGUGUAUUAUUACUUUCUCAAUCUAUUUUUGAUACAAAUUUUAAAUUAUUAGUAGUGUCCAAAUGCUUUUGACAAGCAGUGUAUGAAAACUUCUCUGAAGUGAAAAUUGAAUAUAAGGUGUUAAAAAAAAAAAAGAGUGGCCUUAAUCUUUGCAAUCAAUUAGCAUUCUUGAA
Messenger RNA from Gryllus bimaculatus (two-spotted cricket), 10171 nucleotides. Lineage: Eukaryota; Metazoa; Arthropoda; Insecta; Orthoptera; Gryllidae. The record is from the annotation of a GenBank genome assembly.